Molecule: messenger RNA, 927 nt
Organism: Striga hermonthica
Lineage: Eukaryota; Viridiplantae; Streptophyta; Magnoliopsida; Lamiales; Orobanchaceae
Source: the annotation of a GenBank genome assembly
AUGGAAACUGAUCAAAAGCUACGUUUUGAAUAUUAUGCUACUUCAUGUCCCAACGUCGAGUUUGUUGUGAGAGAAGAAGUUACAAAGGCAAUCGAGAACGACCCAGGAAUUGCUGCUGGACUUCUAAGAAUGCAUUUUCAUGACUGUUUUGUGAGGGGUUGUGAUGGCUCGAUCUUAAUAAACUCAACGAAAAACAACAAAGCCGAGAAGGACUCCCCUGCAAAUAAUCCGAGCCUCAGAGGGUUUUAUGUGAUAGACACGAUAAAAAGUAGGCUCAAAAAGAACGGGUGCAAAGGCAUAGUCUCGUGCGCUGAUAUAAUCGCUUUUGCAGCUAGGGACAGUGUUGAGCUGACUGGCGGACCUCCCUAUCAAGUGUUCGCCGGGAGGAGAGACGGCAAAGUCUCAAACGCUACAGAAACACUGCUUCACUUGCCACCUCCUACAGCUAACUUCACUCAACUCGUUAAACUCUUCAAAAGCAAGAAUUUAACGCUGAAACAAAUGGUCGCGCUUUCAGCCGCGCACACGCUCGGGCGGGCCCACUGCACAUCUAUCCUCAACAGGCUGUACAACUUCAGUGCAGCCGUGAAACAAGACCCAUCUCUGGAUCGAACAUAUGCAAACUACCUCAAAAAAAAGUGUCCACCAAAUUCGAGCGCAGAUCAAGUGGUGGACAUGACUGAAAACCCAACAAAAUUCGACCACGAUUAUUUCACUGCAGUCCUGCAAAACAGAGGCUUGUUCACUACAGACCAAGCCCUGUUAGAGACUAAGGAAUCCAGAUACAUUUUCAACACACUCAAUAAACAGACGGGUGGCAAUAAAAGGGCUUUCACAGACGCAAUGUUGGCAAUGGGGAAUACUGAAGUGUUAACCGGUAAAAAUGGUGAGAUUCGAACUAACUGCGCAAAGGUUAACGGCCACUAA